This is a messenger RNA of Frankliniella occidentalis (western flower thrips), 886 nucleotides long. RefSeq lists its product as uncharacterized. Bases 16 to 729 code for a protein of 237 amino acids. Lineage: Eukaryota; Metazoa; Arthropoda; Insecta; Thysanoptera; Thripidae. The record is from RefSeq and is a predicted model, not a curated record. The transcript has 5 exons.
UAUGGUUGGAUAACAAUGCGCAAACUUCCUGUUUGUUUCGUGCUGCCAGUGUGUAGGAUAGCAGUUUUCGGCCAACGCAUUGUUGGCGGAUCACGCAACUGUGGUUUAUAUAAUGCCCUUGUCAACCUCGUCGCGCAACACAAUUCACAGUUAAGCAACUGGCUCAAUCUGGUGAUGUAUCCAUCCCUCGUGCUGUUUGGUCAGCUUUGCCUGGGUUACCUAGCUGUUGCCAAGAACAUACCGACUUUCGCCGGACCAUGGAUAGCUGACGUGAAACGUGUCUACGCCUGCGACCAUCCAAAGAAUGAGCUGAGACUGCGAAGCAACAUCACCCACUUCAAUCCAGCACGGCCCUUCGCACCACAGACGCUCACGGCGUUUGCGAAUUUUACGCACGAUUUAGACGACAGCCAAUGGGCACGUGGCAAGGUCGAUAUCCGCUCCAACAACCAAUGGAAAGAGAAUGCAUUUGUCUUGAACUUCCGAAACAGAGCCUGCACUGCCGCGAAAGAAAAUUUGCCCCCAGAACUUGCGCAGUACUUUCACCUAGGAACACCGUGUGUAUCUAAAGCGGGAACGCAUAAUAUCGUCGUCAACAUGACCUGGAGGUACGUAAAUUUCCCUGUGAUGCCCUACGGUACGUAUCGCGCUGAGUUCUCUUCAGGACCACCGGCCAGUGACUGGAUAUCUUGCGUCGGAUUUAUCGGAAAAAUCAUUCCAAAGCCAUGAAGGCAUCCUGGCAAACCUUUACAUUGCCAGCCACGGCGCUAGUUUAAAAGUUUCGAGACAACUGGUCAACGGAAUCUGGUAGCAAAUAAACAUGGCUGGUAGGCUAAAUGAUUGUUGAAAUGAGACAGAUAAAAUCUAAAUAAAAUUUGAUGAUUUA